Molecule: messenger RNA, 918 nt
Organism: Fusarium subglutinans
Lineage: Eukaryota; Fungi; Ascomycota; Sordariomycetes; Hypocreales; Nectriaceae
Product: major facilitator superfamily domain protein
Exons: 3
Coding region: 1-918 (305 amino acids)
Biological process (GO): transmembrane transport
Molecular function (GO): transmembrane transporter activity
Source: RefSeq, a predicted model, not a curated record
AUGUCUGAGGUCUUUGGCCGCAUGCCCAUCUACCGCACCAGCUCAGUAUUCUAUAUGGGGUUUACGGCUGGUUGUGCAAGAAGCACUAAUGUUGCUGAGUUUCUGGUCUUUCGGUUGCUAACUGGCAUGGCUGCUGCGUCGUAUAUGUCUACUGGUGGGGGUACGGUGGCUGAUCUUUUGCCGAAGGAGGAGAGGGGUGUUGCGAUGGCUAUUUUCACGGCUGGACCGCUCUUCGGGCCUGUCCUCGGUCCCAUCGUGGGAGGAUUCGUCGUUGAGAGUCUUGGAUGGAGGUGGUGUUUCUACCUUACUUUGAUACUUGCCGGUUUGGUUACAACCGUCACCUUUUUAUUCAUGCACGAGACGAGCUCCAUCAACAUACUCAAGUCCAAGGCCGCUAGACUUCGUAAAGAGACAGGCAACCCGAACCUCCGCGCCGUCGGCGAUAAACAGAUCCCAGUCAAGCAGCUCGUGCUCCAUGACCUAACCCGACCUAUGCAAUUCCUCUUCCAAUCGCCCAUCGUCGCUCUAAUCUCACUCUACAUCGCCUUCAACUUCGGCGUAACCAUGCUUCUCUUCGCCAGAUUCCCCACGGUAUACGAAAAUACUUAUCACUGGAGUGUCAGCGUUUCCGGACUGGCGUACAUUGGUGUUGGAGUUGGCUGCGCCAUAGGCGUCAUCACCUUUGCCAAGCUUAGUGAUCGUCUGCUGAAAGCUAAAGGAGGAAACUACCGCGCUGAACGACGACUUAUCAUGAUGAUGUUUGUCUCUCCAAUGUUUCCAAUCGGGUUGUUUAUCUAUGGUUGGACCACUGAGUACAAGGUGCACUGGGUAGUGCCCAUCAUCGGUACUGCAAUCGUAAUCUUACUGGUGCUUUUCUGCCACUUGCCGCCCCGACACUCUAUGCCAACCUGGGCCUGA